Molecule: messenger RNA, 1836 nt
Organism: Rana temporaria (common frog)
Lineage: Eukaryota; Metazoa; Chordata; Amphibia; Anura; Ranidae
Gene: TMEM221
Product: transmembrane protein 221
Exons: 3
Coding region: 797-1717 (306 amino acids)
Source: RefSeq, a predicted model, not a curated record
UCCUUCUUUUAUCCUCUUGGAAUCCCCACAGUUUCUAAGAGUCAGAGGAACGAGGCAUUCGUUUUCAGAGGUCUCUCUCUUAUUCUAAAAAAAAAAAUCUUUUCCCAUAGCUCAGGCAAUAAUCUCAAUUUUUUUUGGAGACUAUGAAGAAGUUAACGAGGCAGCUUAUUUAGGGGUAAGACCAAAAAAUAGAUCAGGAGGAUUUUAGAUAGUGUGUAAUCUUAAUGUUGCUGGAGUCGGUAGAGUGGAUGAGCCUUCUGUGUUAUGGAAAGUUUUUAGAUCCUUCUUAGGCUUGUUGGUGAGUUUCAAAUUUAUUUUUUAUAUAUUUUAAGAACUGUGGAUGUAACUGUUUUGCAUGUAAAUUUAGAUUUCGUUUUCGGUUGAGAUGAAAUGCUUGUGUUUUGCGGUUUUUCAUUAGUGGUUGCUUUAUUGUGCAGAUAGUUUUACCAAUGAAUUUGUCAGUUAUCGUCGUUCGUAGCUAAGAUGCUUCAAAAUGAAAAGAUGUAGCAUAUUUUAGAAGAAUUCGUUUGAGUUAGAUGUUUAGGUUGAUUUAGUGCAGCAUAUAUUUUAUAAUAUCAGUUUUGGUAGUGGCAGCUUAGACAAGCAGAUGUAAUCUUAGACUGAUUUCAUUGUUAAAGCAAAGGAUUCUAAUGUCCUGGGAGUGGAAAUACUGGAGGGAAUUAGGGAAUAGGUUAUAGAUUCUUGCAGAAUCAGUGAUUUCAAUAAAUAGUGAGAUUUCAACCUUUACUGAGCAGUUUUUAGUAAGAGAGAGUACCUAUAUACGCACAAACUGAAUAUGCCUUCCCACUACAGUCACCAUUCUAUAGUGGCCCUGGCUCUCUUUGGCAUUCUGGCUGCCAUCAUGGCUUCGUUGUCAGUUAUCUUAAUAUUUCAGGUUCAAUCUGCAUCAAAGCAGGGAGAUCUUAGUGUUGGGCUAGGCCCAGUUGCUGCUAGGAUCUUAUUACCAGCAUCAGCGGUUCUGGCUGCUUUGUGUCUUGCCCUCAAUGUCAGUUGUCUCCUGCUGUGUCUUCUCCACUCCUACUUCACCGCUGAGGUCUGCCGUGAGGAUCCAGAUUCCAGAAGAUGUGAAUGGUUCCUGCUGGAUAACCGCAAUAUUCGCCAGUCUGCUCUCUGCAUUUUUUGCCUUGGAAUCUCACUAUAUUUAACAGCAUUCUCACUUUACAUGCUAAUCUUGUUUGAAGUCGAAACGGGAAUAGCCAGUUCCUGCAUCCUCUGUAUGGGCUCCAUUUUCAUGAUAGUCACAGUGGCCCACAUGUUCAGCAAAGCCACGCAAGCUUCCUGCCACAACAAUGAACAGGUCCCCAGUACACUCUAUGAAAAUGACUCCGCACAUGAUGCAGACCUUAAUGACUCCACUCCAUCGUCUGACCUGAACAACGAUAAAGAUAUGUCACCAGUCCGCCAGCGCCCUGAGAUCCACAGAGAGUUUUCCUACCCUCCGUUUGUUCAUCAGCAGAAAAUCCUGCCUAUUUCACCGAUAUUUAACAAUGCACCUAAUAUGGUGAAACAAAAUGAAAGUAUGUGCAACAGCAGCAGAGAUGAGCGCUACAAUAUUUGCAGAAUGCAACGGACGCUUUCUGUUGAAUCUGGCCUCAUGCAGCCUAACCCCAAGGCCUGGAAUGGGGGGCAUCAAGAAAUGAGAACUAUGGUAUUAAGGAAACCAGGAGUGGUGGGAAAAGACUCUACAUUAGUGUAAAUACUAUUACCAAACUAAAAAAAAAAAAGACAAAAUUCUUCAAAACUUUUUUUUUUUACAAAAUUUACAAUUGCAAACACGUUUUGAUACUGUUAUUAAAUGAAACCUUUUCUUUUGCA